Tremella mesenterica DSM 1558 is the source of this 1545-nucleotide messenger RNA. RefSeq lists its product as uncharacterized. The record is from RefSeq and is a predicted model, not a curated record. The coding region runs from base 1 to 1545 and encodes 514 amino acids. Gene Ontology annotation, molecular function: DNA binding. Gene Ontology annotation, cellular component: nucleus. The transcript has 2 exons. Lineage: Eukaryota; Fungi; Basidiomycota; Tremellomycetes; Tremellales; Tremellaceae.
AUGGACGCAGCAAUCGCCUACAAGCUUGCCAACCCUUCCGAGAGCCUUCGUAAAGUUGCAGGUCGCUUUGAGGUCUCUCAUGUCACUCUCCAUGAUCGCUUGAACAACAAACAUGCUCCUCCCGGUACCCUCAUCCCCCGCAACCUCUCCAUCAUCCAGGAAGAAGCCCUCAUCGCUAAAAUCAAUGAGUAUGCUGCCAGAGGUACCCUUCUUACUCCUAAACAUGUUGGCGUUUUUGCCCAGGCGCUCUGCGAUCAUCAACUUGGAGUUAAUUGGACAACUACCUUCCUACGCCGACAUAAGGAUCAGGUUGCAUCGAAAUUUUACCGUGUACAAGAAGUAGCAAGGCUCAGAGCGGAUACACCAGAGAAUAGGAUUGCUUUCCUAACCCUUGCAAAAGAAACAUUUGAUGCUGGUCAAUAUCAUCCUGAGAAUGUGUAUAACGUCGAUGAAGUCGGAUUUGACCUUGCUGGUGGACGAAGGACACGAAGAGUUGCACCUCGAGAUGCUCCUAUCAAGUCACAAGCAGCCCUUCCCACCGAUACUCACAUCAGUGUCAUCGCAACCAUCUCCACUUCCGAUGCCCCAGUACCACCCUUCCUCAUCUAUCCUGGCAAGAAUCUCAUGUCUGAUUGGUUUAAAGUACGACAGGAUACUCCAAUUCAGCAAGCUGUAGUAACAGAUAGUGGAUAUAUCAAUUCCUAUACGAUGAUUCAAUGGUUGACCGAAUGUUUUGACCCAUACACCGUGGAACGCGCCAAUGGACAUCCCCGUUUGCUCAUCCUUGAUGGUCAUGACUGUCACACCUCGGUUGCCUUUCUAGAUGCUUGCUGGGAACGCAAUAUCACCUGUCUUGUCCUCCCUGCUCAUCUAUCCCAAGUUUUCCAGCCGCUAGAUGUCGAUUUCUUCCGAAUACUCAAAGAAACAUACGAUGACCAGAUUGACACCUAUCAACUUGGUACCGAUGAACACCACAUCCCCAAACCGUUCUUUUAUCGCUGGCAUCAACGAGCCUGGCUUAGAACUACAACUACACACCAAAUUCAGACAGCCUGGGCCAAAUCCUACCUCUUUCCUCUCACACGGAUCAGUGUUGGACUCCGUGAGGCUCGUCCAGUCACACCUCCUCCUCAAACUGUCCCUCCAACUGAACCUAUCACUCCCACGACUACUACUAGUCUCUCUGCUCUUGAUCGAGCUAUAAGACGUGGCGAAAUUACUCCAGGGAAAACAUCAAGAAAGACAAGAAGCGGACUUGAACAAUUAGUGGCAGAGAAGGCCCUGCAUGAGAAGGAUGAAGCGCUCCGGAAAGCGUCAGAACAAUUAGACAGGGCAGCUAGGGGUAGUAAGAAGAGACAGAGGUAUCCACAUGGCGAAAGAUUUGACCAAGCAUACCAAGAAAGUCAUGCAGAAGAACUAGCAGAAAGGCGAGAGACAGAAACAGCAAAGAGGGAAGGGAGGAAGCGUGCAGCUCAAUCGGCUAAGGACACACACACUUCAAAAUCCGGGAAGGAGUGCAGUGCAGGUCCGUCUAGGAGUGUGUGA